Molecule: messenger RNA, 1619 nt
Organism: Astrephomene gubernaculifera
Lineage: Eukaryota; Viridiplantae; Chlorophyta; Chlorophyceae; Chlamydomonadales; Astrephomenaceae
Source: the annotation of a GenBank genome assembly
CAAUCGCCUCCCUUGUUGUUCAAGAGUGGGUUUCGUUAACUUGAUAUGUGAAAGGCUUUAGCUACGGGCCGCAAAGAAGCAAUUGUAUGAAGAGACUGCGUUCUCCAAAACUUUAAGGCUCUAAUAAUAAGCACUUAUCUAGCUUCCAGUCCUGAGCGCUUUAGCAUAAGCUUAUGCCAAUGUGGGAGCGAGAAGCGGAGUACAAGGAAGACCUGGAGUUGGCAAUACAAAAGGCCGCGACAACGCGUCUUGAGCGGCUUGCUUCAAUUGCAGUCGAGGAUGAACGGACGUGUUAUAAGCAUGUUGUGGUCCUGCUGGAGAAGCAGCAUCGCAAAUGCGGGGCCAACAUGCGCGGCAAGCUGCACCUUCUGUAUUGCGUAUCGUCAUUGCUGCGGCUUUCGCGCAAACAGCAGGGGACACGCGAUCGUUAUGCGGAGCGCCUUAAGCCUCUAGCAGGCGCUCUGGUCGUCGAACUGCGCCCUGACUUCUCGGCUCAAAUCGACAAGCUGCUGAAGCUGUGGCGCAUGGAGGGGGUGUACAGCGCGGAGCAGCUGGCGGAGGUGGAGUCCGGCAGCGCAGCACUCCCGCUGCGGCCGCCCGGGCUGCACUCCAAGUCGCCCAGCGGCUCGCUGACGGAGGCAAGCGCGCAGGACCCUCAGGUGGGCCUCGGUGACGCAUCCGGCAGCGGCCGCUCCAGCGCCAUUCAGUCGUACCCGCGGUUCGGCGGGGGCCGCACCCAGCCCGCAGCUGCAGGAGCCGCGGGCCCCUACCAGCAGGCGCCUCCGCCGGAGGGCCAGGACCCCUACAGCGCAGACUCCAACCCUAAUGGCACGCGGCAACAACCCCCGCCACCGCCACCUCCCCUGCCGCCGCCGCCUCCUCAGCCGCUCAUACCCCCCGGGCUGCUGGGGCCGGUGGGGCCGGCAGGCAUGAUGGCACCGGGGACCGCGGCGGCGGCGGCCGCAGCAGCGGCGGCAGCAGGCAUGUUCACGCAGGGGCAGCUGGGGGCCUUCAUGGCCGCGCCGCCUGCGGCUCUGCUGCAGCAAUCGGCAUUCAUGGGACCCAUGGGUCCGUUUGGGCCCGGAGCCAUGCAGGGCGGCAUGCCACCUGGCCUGAGCGGGGCGAUGGGUGCGGCAGCAAUGGGGGGAGGCAUGAACGGGGCUAUGGGCGCGGUGCUGGGCGGCGGCCUGCCUUUCCAGGCGCCGACUGGUCCCAUGCCCCCAGGGCUGGGCCUCCCGCGCCCUCCGCCCUACCCUCCGCAGCCAAUGUUCGGGAACCAAAACCAGAAUCAAGGACAGGGGCAAGGCCCAGGGCCGCGCGGCAACCACUACAAUAACCGCUAUCACCAUUCCCAUGGACGCACACCGCCCGGGCUGGGGCCGGGUAACGGUCAGGGCUCUGGGCCGGGGCAGGGCCAGAACCAGGGGCAGGGCUGGCAGGGGCGCCAUGGACAGGAGUCAGGGCCUUCGCAUGGGCCUUUACCGCCGGGACUGACGUCGCGGCCAGCGCCACCGCCAGGCUCCCCGCCGGCUCCUUCCGGCAACGCAAGCGGCAAUGGAGGCAGCAGCCGGGGCAGCAGUGGCGCGGAAGGCAGCAUGCCGAGCGGCCCGGCGCAUGGA